Molecule: messenger RNA, 992 nt
Organism: Oncorhynchus gorbuscha (pink salmon)
Lineage: Eukaryota; Metazoa; Chordata; Actinopteri; Salmoniformes; Salmonidae
Product: spindlin-W-like
Exons: 5
Coding region: 115-840 (241 amino acids)
Biological process (GO): gamete generation
Source: RefSeq, a predicted model, not a curated record
GUUGUAGUUCCCGUAGUCAGACUGUUUCCUUGUAGCCUUCAUGAGGCGGAUUCUGCUCAGCAGAGGGAAGUAGAUAUGAAAAUAGGGGCCAGGAUUGUGUGAAUUUCUGGAAAUAUGUCCAAGAAAAGGGGCAGAAAGCGUAGCAGUGGCGAGCUGAGUGAGAGUUCAGGUUUGUCUCCGUCGUCGACCCUAGACCCUAACAACCUGCUGGGCCUGCGGAUUGAGCACAAUUGGAGGGAGAAGGGCAACCUGACCAAGUGGAAAGGCACAGUGCUGGAACGCCUCACCGUCAACACCUCCUUGUACAUGGUCAAAUAUGACGGCUUCGACUGCGUCUAUGGCAUCGAGCUGUUCAAAGACGAGCGGGUGUCCAACCUGCAGGUUUUAACAGAGAAAGUCGUAAACAACAAGAUCAAGGUGCCCCACGAUGCGCCAGAGUUGGUGGGCAAGGCUGUGGAGCACCUGUUUGAGAAGGAGGACGGUGAGAAGAAUGAGUGGAGGGGCAUGGUGCUUUCUCGCGCCCCCAUCAUGACCAACUGGUACUACAUCACCUAUGAGAAGGACCCUGUGCUCUACAUGUACCAGCUCUGGGACGACUAUAAGGACGGAGACCUCCGCAUCCUCCCUGAAGCUGAGAACAAACACCUGCUGCCUGCGGACAGGAAGCCAGGCGAGGAGACAGAGAGCCUUGUGGGUAAGCAGGUGGAGUACGUCACUGAUAAGGGCGUGAAGAGGACUGGGCUGGUUAUCUACCAGGUUCCCGCCAAACCCUCCGUCUACUACAUCAAAUACGACGACGACUUCCACAUCCACGUUUAUGACCUUGUCAAAACCACCUAGAAUACAACUGGACCUUGUCAAAACCACCUAGAAUACAACUUGACCUUGUCAAAACCACCUAGAAUACAACUGGACCUUGUCAAAACCACCUAGAAUACAACUGGACCUUGUCAAAACCACCUAGAAUACAACUGGACCUUGUCAAAACCACC